Messenger RNA from Mustela erminea (ermine), 6522 nucleotides. RefSeq names its product epsin 2 (gene EPN2). Lineage: Eukaryota; Metazoa; Chordata; Mammalia; Carnivora; Mustelidae. Gene Ontology annotation, cellular component: endosome; clathrin vesicle coat; plasma membrane. Gene Ontology annotation, molecular function: phospholipid binding; clathrin binding. Gene Ontology annotation, biological process: endocytosis. Bases 1993 to 3993 code for a protein of 666 amino acids. The transcript is spliced from 11 exons. The record is from RefSeq and is a predicted model, not a curated record.
AAGAAAUGGCUUGCAUUUGGGAAACUUGAGGUUGGGGGAUAUGAGGAAUUUUCUAGUUCAGACCCUGCCACCCAUCUGUCUGCUGAACUCUCUUCAUCUGUUCAGUUUAAAAGAACGUCUUCUGUGUAGCCCUUGCCAGCCAGCGCCACCAGUGCUUCUCUCCAAGCCUCAGCGCCCCCCAGCAGUCUUUGGAGCAAGCACAUAAUCACUUGAUCUCUGUAUCUGGGGCUCUUGUGGCACUGUGACGUCUUGAAGACCAGUCUUGCUCUACUUCUCCAGCACCUACCCCAGUCUCUGACACAUGGUAGAUGCUUAGUGAAAGUCUGAGAUGUGGAUGAGUUGCCCUGGGCAGGGGCGGAGGAGCAAUCUUUUAUUGAUCCCCUACUACAGGGUUCACGGUUCUCUCUUGCUCUUGCAAAAACCACUACUGUUGGUCUAGCCGUCAUGUGUCAUAUGGGUCUGUCAUGUUAUGUAACAUACGGGUGUCAUCGGCCACAGGCAUAUUAUCCCGCUUCUGCAGUUGAGGAAGCUGAGUGAGGCUCAGAGGCUUAAGCCAUGUGCUCAAGGUCACACAGCUAGUAAAUGAUGGGGCCUGGAUUUGAAUGGGUUUGUUGGAUUCGGAGAUAUUCUUAUACUUGCUUUCUCAUUUGAGAAGCCAAGUCUCACAGAGACGAGGAAACCUGCAUCAAGGCCUACUGUAAGUUGAUGGCGGACUGAGUCCUGUGGACAAUGCAACUAAGAUUGAGGAGGGCGGGAGAGAGCACAUUUUGUUUUUGUCAGCUACACCGUGAAAUGACUGUUUAUGUCCAUCUGUUGAGUUUUUGAAAAUUGACACGCUUUCUGAUCACUUUGUCAAUGGAAUUUUCUUUGGUCUGAUUGAGCUUGUUCGCGGUCUCUAAGAAUAGAAACUUACAAAAACAAAUAGAGUGAAGUAAGUGUCAGCCCUUCAGUGAGUGUAUUGAGUGUAACCCAUUUAUGGACUUUUUGACUAGAUCUAUUUUCCUGUCAUGUGGUUAAGUUUUUUAUGUCUUGAAAUGCAAAGUUGUGUCAGCAGACUUUUUUAACGUCAUUUCAUUUUGUCUUCACAUCAACAUGGAAAUAGGAAAACAAAAAAGGGCAUCUGCACGGAUCAGCCUGUUAAGUGUCCUUUUCUUAUCUCAGCUCAGAUCUUUAAGUGACCUAUUCUUGAUCUCAGCGAGAUCUUGAUAUCAGGAUUGUGAGUUCAUGCCCCCUAUUGGGCUCCGAGCUGGCCAGGAAGCCUUCUUUAAAAAAAAAAAAAACCCCCACAAACAACCAUCUAAGAUGGGAUUACCCCACCCAUCUUCGAGUGGAGAUAGAGACCCAGAGAGGUUAAGUAACUUGUGGGGAACUGGCACAGCUGGGAGUCAAACCAAGGCCUGGGUGAUUCCCAAACCUGGCUUCCUACCCCAUCAGCCCCUCUGUGUUAGGUAUGCUUAUCUAAAUUAUGGCAUACACUUGUGGUCUUGAAAAUCACCACCAAGUCGAUGUAGAAGGCUGGGAAUGGCGAAUGAGAGUUCUUUUUCCUAACCUAGGAUCUGUGAAAGCCCUGUGGGUUGAAUGUCAAGAGUUUAAUGAAUCACUUGAACUGAUAGACGCCAGAUUUAGGAUUAGAUUAAAAAAAAAAGGUUUGCCUCCUUUGAACCAGAUCGGCAACAUUGUUAAAAUGCCCGGUGUACAUGCAUUGGAUUCUUUCUGGUGACUCAUUCCCAGCAUCCCCAGGUGCUGGAACCUUUGUGCCUGGGCACGGACAAGCCUUCCUGUCGGUCAAGGCUUCACUUCAAGCGCUCUGGAGACAGAACAGGUCAUGGCUUCUGGCUUCUUGGACCUAAGGCUUCAGUGGAGGAAAUGACUGCCCAGGCUCGUGCUCCACGCCUGUCACGGAGACUGAACCUUCGCAGGGCACGAACUUGCCCAGCACAGGAGCGUCUCUCUCUUUGAAGGGCUUGACAUUUGUCACAAAGAAACGUGAAAAUGGCGACUUCCUCUAUCAGACGGCAAAUGAAAAACAUUGUGAACAAUUACUCGGAAGCUGAAAUCAAAGUGCGGGAAGCCACCUCCAAUGACCCGUGGGGCCCGUCCAGUUCCCUGAUGACCGAGAUCGCCGACCUGACCUACAAUGUGGUGGCGUUCUCGGAGAUCAUGAGCAUGGUGUGGAAGCGCCUCAACGACCAUGGCAAGAACUGGCGGCACGUGUACAAGGCGCUGACGCUGCUGGACUACCUCAUCAAGACGGGCUCCGAGCGGGUGGCUCAGCAGUGCCGGGAGAACAUCUUCGCCAUCCAGACCCUGAAGGACUUCCAGUACAUCGACCGCGACGGCAAGGACCAGGGCAUCAACGUGCGUGAGAAGUCAAAGCAGCUGGUGGGCCUCCUCAAGGACGAGGAGCGGCUGAAGGCCGAGAGGGCCCAGGCUCUCAAAACCAAAGAGCGCAUGGCCCAGGUCGCCACGGGCAUGGGCAGCAACCAGAUCACCUUCGGCCGCGGCUCCAGCCAGCCCAACCUGUCCACCAGCUACUCGGAGCAGGAGUACGGCAAGGCCGGAGGGUCUCCAGCCUCCUACCACGGCUCGCCCGAGGCCUCGCUGUGUCCCCAGCACCGCGCAGGGGCCCCGCUGGGUCAGAGUGAGGAGCUGCAGCCGCUGAGCCAGCGCCACCCCUUCCUGCCGCACCUGGGGCUGGCCGCCCGCCCAAAUGGCGACUGGUCCCAGCCCUGCCUCACUUGUGACCGCGCAGCCCGAGCCACUUCCCCGAGGGUGUCCUCUGAGCUGGAGCAGGCCCGGCCGCAGACCAGCGGAGAAGAGGAGCUACAGCUGCAGCUGGCACUUGCCAUGAGCAGAGAAGUCGCUGAGCAGGAAGAACGCCUCAGGCGGGGUGAUGACCUCAGAUUACAGAUGGCCCUAGAAGAAAGCCGAAGAGACACGGUUAAGGUUCCCAAAAAGAAGGAGCAUGGCUCCCACCCACAGCAGACUACUCUGUUGGAUUUAAUGGACGCCCUCCCCAGCUCAGGCCCUGCUGCCCAGAAAGCAGAGCCUUGGGGCCGGUCAGCCUCAGCUAACCAGACAAACCCUUGGGGCGGGCCGGCGGCCCCAGCCAGCACUUCAGACCCCUGGCCACCGUUCGCUCGGUUCCCUGGAUGUUUGCCGAAGUGUGCCAAAUGCCAGGCUCUGUCGUGCUAUCCAGGGACCCACACACAAACAGGUGCCAAGCCAGCUGCCUCUGUUGACCCGUGGGGUGUGCCCACUGGUGCCAGCACACACUCCGGCCCGAAGGGCUCGGACCCCUGGGCGGCCCCGCAGCAGCCUGCCCCCAGGGCCGGGAAGACAGCAGACGCCUGGGCUGCAGCCUCGGCCACUAAACCCAUCUCUUCCUCUGGGGCCUUUGAUCUCUUCAGUAAUCUGAAUGGUACCAUUAAAGAUGACUUUUCUGAAUUUGACAACCUCCGGACUUCAAAAAAAACAGCUGAGGCUGUGGCCUCACCUCCGUCCCAGAACAAUGGAACUACAAGCCCAGACCCCUUCGAGUGCCAGCCCCCGACCUCCACCUCGAGCAAGCCCAGCAGCGCUCGGAAAACACCCGAGUCCUUCCUGGGCCCCAAUGCAGCCCUGGUCAACCUGGACUCGCUGGUGACCAGGCCAGCCCCACCAGCCCAGUCCCUCAACCCUUUCCUGGCACCAGGUGCAGCCACCGCUUCGGCCCCUGUCAACCCCUUCCAGGUGAACCAGCCGCAGCCGCUGACGCUGAACCAGCUGCGGGGGAGCCCUGUCCUGGGGACCAGCACGUCCUUUGGGCCUAGCCCAGGUGUGGAGCCCAUGGCUGUGGCCUCCAUGACCUCCACGGCCCCACACCUGGCUCUGGGGGCCGGAGGGUCCUCCCUGACGCCACUUGGCCCCACCGCGAUGAACAUGGCGGGGAGCGUGGGCCUUCCCCCCUCGGCAGCUCAGGCCACCGGCACAACCAACCCUUUCCUUCUCUAGUGCCAGGGCUGGGGCCCCACCACAGAGCGCAUGCCCAGAGCCUCCGUGCCUGAGGACGCCGAGCAGGGACUCUCGAUUGUGGAAUGGUGUCCGAGAGUGGGGGUGUGGGUGUUAGGGCUUUCCAGUUCUGGCUUUCUGAUAGAAGGGUUGUCUGCACAGCCCUGACCCGUUAAGCAGCGGCAGGCCUGCUAGACGUCAGACGUGGGUCUCCGCGCCUUCUGAGGCUGCCCACCCGCCUGUCCCCAGCCCACUGCCCGUGGGAGGGGCCCAACCCAGUGGCAUCCCCACUUCCUCCCGAACGCCGAGGUCCUGGUCCUGGAGACCGGCUAGCUCUCUGGGGCCCAGGACGAGGGGGCGGGAGCUGUCAGCAUUGACCUCACCCUGGGCCUCAGCCUGAGGGCCUCUGGGACGCUGCCUGGCCUAGGCCUAGGAACGCCACCGCUGUGUCCUUGUGACCCACCCCCUCCAGCCCUAGCGACACCCGAGACGGUCCCAGGUGUGGAUGGAAUGAAGCACGGCUCCGUGAGACGCUGACCUUCUGGGGAAGUGGUUGUGCAUAUUUUAUUUUUCUUUGACUCGUGUGUGAGUUCAAAGCAAACCCUACCACCGCGGAACAACUCUUAAAUUAAAUCCACUAGAGCGAGCUUUAAACUAAUCUGAGCAUAACCCCUGCCACGUGGCUCUAUGCUUGUAUACGUUUGCACAUAAUUUGUUUAGUACAGUUUCAUAUUUGAGUUUGCAGAAUUACCUAAUAGUCUUUUUUUGGCUAAUAUUUUUAUAACGUGGUUCUUAUUUAACUGUCUAGUUUUGAUAGAAUUUACCAGGUCUGGCUGAAUUAAGAUACUGGCACGUGUCAUGUGAAUGGUUUAAACCCUCUUAUUUAUGGUUUUAACUCUAAGAAAAUUUAAAUAGGAAGCAAAAAAAAAUGCCUUAUGGGGGGGAAAAAAAACUAAAGCAAAUUCUUUAUAGGGAAAAAUACGGGAAUUUGAUUACACAGAAAAGAUGAUGUUUAUUUAAAAAAAAAAAAUCUACAACAGCAACAACAACAAAAACCCAGCCUCCAGUUGCCUUUUCCUUUCUUUUACUCCCUUUUUUGGUGACUUACCCAACAGAUUGAACCGCAGCCUUCUGGGCUGGAUCCUGAGAGAGGCUGUUUUUCUUACUGGUACACCAACAUCAAGUUAAAGGGAAAAAAAUCUGAUGGAUGGAUGUGACUCACCAGUUUUUAUCUGCUAAUUCCCUUUUAUAACUGAAGGCAUGCACGGAUCAACAAGGACUUCCGUUUCCGGUGCAAAUUGGAAACGGAAGAGGCAUCUUGAACCUUGUGUGUCUGUGAUCCUCUCUGUCUUAAUCCGCACUCAGGGUAAGGAUGGGGAUGGCGUGGAGACUGCGGGCGUCUUCAGUGCCCACGGCUCCCCGGGGCCAGCCUCCUGCUAACUCCAGACACACACUGCAGACUUAAAAUUCUCAUCAUCUCUUAUUUCGGAGAGGAAGAAAAAAAAAAGUCAUUCUCACAUGGAUUUUUAACAAACAUGCACUAAUAUUACCUCCCUUUCCCAACUCCCUCCUUUCCUCGCCCCACCCGCCACUAGAAGAAAAGUAUGAAUUCAUGAAAGAGCAGAAAAGACGUGCUUCUCCCCAGGGAAGGAAGCCCCCCUCCCCCCGCCCCCGCCACACACACACCCAACCUGCCUCCGGUCAGGUCACCUUGCCUGUGGGCGCUGCAGUCUUGCUUUCCACUGUGGACUUCACCCCAACUCCAAGGCAGCUGACCCCCCGGUGUUCCUCCGCUUCCUGUGGCCUGUUCUGGGAGGAGGUCAGACCCUGAGCAGGGCACAGGCCUGGAGAUGAGCAGGCGGAGUCCCAAACAGCCUUUUCUGGCCUCUCCUGUUUCCUCAUUUUAAAAGCUCACCCAUGCCGCUCCCCAAGACUGUCCCCCAGCCGGAGGAGCCACCCCCAGAGCUCCUGACCGGCCAUGCCUCCACCAGAGCCGGACAGCUGGGGCUGGACCGCGGGCUGGAGCCCGCCCUGGCCUCCUCCGACCUGGGGGAGCACGGGGACAGGGUGGGGCCCAGCAGGUGGCUCCCCCCCGGGAGGUGCUUUCACUCACAUGGUGCGAGCCCGGACCCCUUCACAGGCCAGUAGCCCAGACCUGACUACUGCGUCGGUGAUUCUUUUUGUAAACAGUCAAGAGCCCUUCCUGACUUGACUUCGAGGCCCCAGCAUUCUAGCCACUGGGCCGCCGAGGCCCCACAAGACCCACUGCGCCCCCUCUCCCCACCCCCUCACACCCGGGCACAGGCCUGUCCCAGGCACCUUGUCCCUGUUGCCUGCUGCACUGAUCAUGAAGCCGCCGGCUGCUGCCACACGUGUGACACACGUGCCGUCAUGCUCCCUCCUGAUGGGCACCGGGGUAGGGGCGCCGCCCAGCCGUUUUCUCAGUCCCAGGGGCCGGUGGCUGGUUUUGAACGUGUGUUGACUAUUGAUACUUAUUUACUGUACAAAUAUAAUUUAUCAUUUGUAUCAUGA